Molecule: messenger RNA, 1036 nt
Organism: Brassica napus (rape)
Lineage: Eukaryota; Viridiplantae; Streptophyta; Magnoliopsida; Brassicales; Brassicaceae
Product: metal-nicotianamine transporter YSL3-like
Exons: 2
Coding region: 85-699 (204 amino acids)
Biological process (GO): seed development; response to iron ion
Cellular component (GO): plasma membrane
Molecular function (GO): iron-nicotianamine transmembrane transporter activity; oligopeptide transmembrane transporter activity
Source: RefSeq, a predicted model, not a curated record
AGUUUAUAUUUGUACUUCUGUUUUAAUAGAUUAGAUGCAAUAGAUUAAAAAUUUAAAAUAAUCUCUAGCUUUACCUUUUUGUCUAUGCUUCAGAUAAAACAAGAAGAAACUCUGUUUUCUAUUUACAGAAGAAAAAACAUGAGGAGCUCCUUGAUGGUGGAGAAAGAUGCAAGAAUUGAGGUAGAGAGAGAAGAAAGAGAUGACUUGGAAGAGACGCAAAACGAACCAGAUGAUUUCAACUCAAUUCCACCAUGGAAGAGUCAAAUCACUUUCAGAGGGAUCGUUGCAAGCUUGAUCAUUGGUAUUAUCUACAAUCUGAUCGUGAUGAAGCUAAACCUAACCACAGGUUUGAUCCCCACCCUAAACGUCUCUGCAGCACUUUCAGCAUUCGUGUUGCUUAGAAGCUGGACAAAGCUACUCACAAAGGCAGGGAUUAUGACUAAACCGUUCACUAAACAAGAGAACACUGUGGUGCAAACAUGUGCUGUUGCAUGUUACAGCGUUACAAUAGGAGGUGGGUUUGGUUCGUACCUUCUUAGUUUGAACACAAGGACUUAUGAACAGUCAGGAGUUCACACUGAGGGGAAUAGUCCGGGAAGCACAAAAGAGCCAGGGAUUGGUUGGAUGACUUGUUUCUUGUUCUUUACUUGCUUUGUUGGUCUUUUGGCACUGGUUCCUUUAAGAAAGGUAGGGACUUGAAGCUUCAUGUUUCACUUCGUUGUAACUACUAACUAGAGAUGUUGUAGUAAGCCAAAAGUUUGCGGGUUAAUAUAGCCCGAGUUUGAUCUAUUAAACCCCGCUUGGUUGGUCCGGUCUGGUUCAGGGUCAGUCUUGCGCUUAGCGAGAUGAAACUUUCGUUUCAGCUCCAAAUUUUUAGUGGUUAGUAUGUGUAGAUCAUUCAACCCCAAAUUAGUUAGGAAUAUAUAGAAUAAAGGAAAAGAGAUACAAGAAUUGUUGUGUUGUACACUACAAGAAAACACAGUUUUAGCAAGGAAAUUUAACGAGGAAAACUAUUCCUCGUGAAAUUACGAUGACU